Molecule: messenger RNA, 254 nt
Organism: Gryllus bimaculatus (two-spotted cricket)
Lineage: Eukaryota; Metazoa; Arthropoda; Insecta; Orthoptera; Gryllidae
Source: the annotation of a GenBank genome assembly
UCCUGGUGUGCAUGGCGGUGGACCGCUACAUGUGCAUGCUGCACCCCGUGCGAUACCACAAGCACUCCCGCAAAAAGUAUUUGGCUUUAUUGUGCACCCUACUUUUGGGAGAUGGCCUGAAAAUUCGGCCUGUGAACGUAAAAAGUAGCCUGUAUCCUCCCAACUCGUUUGUUCGUAACCGCACAUACUAUAUCAACACCAAGGUGGGAGCAGUGAGGACUGGUUUGAAGCUGCUGGUUCCUCAGGCUAGUUGA